Molecule: messenger RNA, 1404 nt
Organism: Symbiodinium sp. CCMP2592
Lineage: Eukaryota; Dinophyceae; Suessiales; Symbiodiniaceae
Source: the annotation of a GenBank genome assembly
AUGGCCUCCUGUUGCGGCCUGCGCCGUCGUGCACGAGCGCGCUACUUGAGACCAGGAAGGCAGCUGCUGGUGUUUAGCCAUUCCGAUCAACAGUGGCACAAGGGCUACGUGCUGGCUUGCACAGAUUGUUUUCUGCGCGUGGAGUAUCGAGUUGAAGGCCGCAUCCGCCAGAAGUUUCUGGACGUUUGUUCUGACGAUUUGCAGAUGCAUUUGGACAAUGUGGACGUUUGCAACGCAGCUUACUAUGGCUGCUGUGAGCCAGUUCUUGCAACGCUGGAUCUGGCGUUUUCGUGCUUGCCGAUCGCUCGCGAACCGCCGAAGAUGUCCGUGCUGUUUCAGGGUUCCUCAUUGAUCAAGAUGCUUCUGGAGAACAACAUCCGCUUGGUCAAGUGUUCUGCCCUCAAAAGAGGGGCUGCAUGGCCACGCUGUCAAGAAGUACCGGAGCACCACUUUGUGAGCACUGCGGAAUUGGUACGAUGGGGUGUCGAUCUCUGGUUUCAGGGCAGACAGAAGAUUGUUGCUGUCUCGCAUGCCUGGGAGACGAUGCAACAUCCCGACCCGUUCUGUUCACAGAAUGAUUCAAUCAUCGAAUCUUUCCGUCGUAAAAACCUCUUCUCGACGGAUCCUCAUAAUCGUGAUGGUGGGGAGGCAGCAUGGCUGUUCAUUGACUACAUGUCUCUGCCUCAAUUCUACCGCUCGAACCCAUCCGAGGUCGAGCAGUUUCACGCGGCGAUGGGUUGCAUGCACUGGCUGUAUGCCCACGAGAAGACAUACACCCUUGUCUUGGAUGAACUGACUCCUGAAGACGAAUUGGAAACCCUUAACGAGAUAUUGGUCUAUUGGUGCCCAGACACCUCACGCCCUCAACUUGGCAGCCUGCAGCACGUGCCUGUGAAGAACCUGACACACAACCGCACACCCUACGCUGAAAGAGGAUGGUGCCAAGCAGAGCUGCAGUGGUCGCGAAUGAGGAGCGAGGCCGGGAGGACGCUGGUCGACGGCUACGGCUUCAACAUUCCAGGCACCGCCCCAUGUGCGCCCGGGACUUUUCGGCGGCUCUUGGCGGAUGGGAGGCUGAAGUUCACGCACCGAGAUGAUCAACAAGAAGUUGAAGAGCUGCACGAUGUCGUAUUUCGAGAGAAGGCAGCGUUGAGCACGAUGUUACUCUUGCAAGAGCUAUCAAAGUCAGAACUGGAUGUCUUAUCAGAGGCACUGCCAUACUAUGUCAAGCUGGAAGUCCUUGUCAUCUUGGCCCGCAGGUGUUCAGACGAAGAAAUGACGAUGUUCCUCUCUCACAUAGAAAGACUCAAGCAAGCACAAGUCUUGCCAGCAAAUCUCAGGGUGUUCGACCAGCCCGAAAACAUCGAAGAGCCUGCGGAGUCCAGCGACGACGAAGAGCGCUGA